Messenger RNA from Penicillium robsamsonii, 327 nucleotides. Its product is annotated as putative quinol monooxygenase. The record is from RefSeq and is a predicted model, not a curated record. NCBI's taxonomy places the organism in Eukaryota, Fungi, Ascomycota, Eurotiomycetes, Eurotiales, Aspergillaceae. The transcript has 3 exons. The coding region runs from base 1 to 327 and encodes 108 amino acids.
AUGUCGUCCGAAGUAAUCAAUCAGGUUGCCAUUCUUACAGCCAAGGCGGAAAAAUUUGACGAACUUGUUGCCGAAUUAGCCAGUAUUACCCGGAAGGUGCAAGAGAAUGAGCCUGAGACUACUGUAUACUAUGCCUUCUCCAUUGCGGACAAAAAUGAAGUCAUAGUCGUCGAAAGAUAUGAAAACCAGGAUGCAUUGGAAAGACACCGUGCUGCACCUUACUUCCAGGAACUCAUUAGGAAGGCCCCAACCCUAUUGGCGAAACCUUUGGAGCUCAAGUCCGGUAGACACUUGCUUCUAGAUUCUGCACAAGUCUUCCGCCUGUGA